AUGUUCUCGGGCUUGGUGUCCCUGAGACCUGGCCAGUCAAUGGCCAGAGAUCUCUUUUUGUCCCUUCUUUUCACAGCAAGACUUGCUCAAGCACAACUACCGCAAGCCAGUCUGGUUGCUGGCGGUGGGGUGGACGGCACUGGGUUACCACCUUGUCUAAAUGCCGUCACGGUCACUGUUUUUCCGCCGGAUUAUACGGGGAUUUUUGCCAGUUUGACGAUACCCGGUAUUCCAUUGACAACAUUACCGCCUUUGACAUUGCCAACUGGGUUGCCUGACCUUGGACUAUCAUCGCUGGUGUCUGAGAUUGGCGAUGUGCUUCCCACCAACCUCCCUGGCGGACUGUCAUCUCUCCUAUCGGACAUCGGCGGGGUUGUUCCCACGAACGCAGCCGGUCUUGAGUCAUUAAUCUCAAACAUUGGCGACGCACUACCUACACCCACUUUACCGCUCGAUGUCUCCUCCUUACUAUCAGAGAUUGUGAACCCGACCGAUCUCGUGCCCGAUUUAUCGCAACUGGUGCCAAUCCCAUCGAUUACCCUUCCGCCUUUGGUAUCAGGAGUUUUGGACAUCGUAUCAGCCGUCCUGCCAACUUCACAGCUCCCAACUCAAACACCAGUCUCCUUCGCUUGCCCGCGAGACAAUGGCCAGGUCAUCAUCGAAAAUGGACUACCUUAUGUUCUCAACUGCAAUGGCGCCUCGACUGGUGAUGUCUUCGGCACUCGAGUCGCCUCAUCCUCCUUCAACGACUGCUUCCGGGAAUGUGAUCAAGCCAGUGUGACCGGUCUAGCAAAUUUCUGCACCGCCUUCUACUACGUUGGAACACCCAAUGGCGAUGGCCCAGGAACAUGUUACCUGCAGAACAGCGUCGCUCAGAGCUUCCAGGUUGCUCGAGGGUACAUCAGUGCUGCACGACUGCUCAAUUACAUUGUUGGAGGUUUGUCGCCAAUUCCUCUACUGGACUCCGCGAGCAGCAUCAUAGUGUCCAUACCUGCCGGCUUGACCAUUCCAACAGGACUGCCUACACUCCCGAUUCCGUCUUUGCCGCUCAGCCUACCACCUCUUCCGUCGGACAUUCUGCAAUUGACGACGGCGUUGCCUCCUCUCACAGACUUGGUGCCUGGAUUGGAAUCCUUGCUGCCUACAGGACUCCCUCUGAGCGAUUUGACGAAUGUGGUUCCGGGUCUGACGAGCUUGUUGGGCGAAGUUAUACCCACAGGACUUCCAUUGAGUGACUUGACGAAUGUGGUGCCAGGACUGACAUCCCUGCUGGGCGAGGUCGUGCCGACGGGACUUCCACUCAGCGACUUGACCAACUUGGUGCCUGGCUUGACUUCAUUGCUCAACCCAGACUUGCCCCUACCGACUGAGCUCCCGUUGAGCGAUCUGACGGGUCUCAUACCUGGAUUGACUACAUUGCUACCAACAGGCUUGCCUCUUCCGACUGAGCUGCCAUUGAGCGAACUCACAAAUCUUAUCCCGGGCUUGACUACACUGCUGCCAACAGACUUGCCGCUGCCAACUGCGCUCCCAAUCAGCGACCUGACCAACCUUAUUCCAGGUCUGACUACAUUGCUGCCUACAAACUUGCCUCUUCCCUCCGAAUUGCCACUGAGCGACCUCACGAACCUCGUACCAGGUUUGACGUCUUUGCUGGAUGGCGUACUGCCAACAGCCUUGCCAGUCACAACAGCCUUGGCUCCAUUACCAGAUGCUCUGUCAUCCAUCAUCAGCGGCUUGGGUUGCAAUGUCAAUGCCCUUCUUACGGCUCUUGGCCUCUCGGGCAACGACUCCAUAGUGUCUGCCAUCCUCGCCGGACCUACGGGUAAUAUCUGCUCGCAGCUGUCUGGUCUUCCAACAGUCCGUCCGACUUUGCCUCUGUCAACGCCAAGCAUCUCCGUACCAUCUGGCUUGCCGUUGACGACUGCUGUACCGUCGCUGAGCAUCCCAUCACUCAGCGUUCCAUCAUCUGGUUUGCCGUCGCUCAGCGUGCCUUCGCUCACUGUGCCAUCACUGAGUGCACCAUCUCUCAGUGGACCAUCACUCAGCGUACCAACGCUGAGUGCGCCAUCGCUCAGUGCGCCAUCAUUGAGUGUACCAUCACUCAGCGCCCCAUCAUUGAGCGUACCCUCGCUCAGCGCACCUUCCCUCAGCUCUCCCGGCAACCCCUUCACCAACCUUCCAGGCCUUGUAUCAUCCCGAUCAUCAGCAGCAGCAGCAUCAAGCUCUACCAUCCCCGAACUCUCCCUCCCCACCUCAACUCGCCGCCCAGUCUUCAACUGCCCCGCAGACAACGGCCUCAGCUACGUCGCCCCCUCCGGCCAAGCCUUCACAAUCCGCUGCCGCACAAACUACAUCGGCUACGACCUCGCCUCUUCCCCUCAACCCAACCUCUUCUCCUGCGCAAACUCCUGUGCAUUCGUUCCAGGUUGUUCCGGCGUGAGCUACGACGCUCAAACAUCUCUCUGCUUCUACAAAUCUAGUGUCGGAUCCGGAACUCCGAGCUUGAUAACAGAUGGCGCUGCGCCUGUGAACUUGGAUUGUCCGGCUGGAAACGGAUUGACAUAUACGGACUUCUCCGGAGCGAAUUAUCAGGUUUUCUGUAAUGUUACGUUUCCGGCGAGUACGAAUGUUACUUCAAAUAUCAAUGCUGGAGGCGCCAUCACUGCGAGAGGAGAGUCACUUAUGCAUCGAGCAAGACAGGCUGCUGUGGCUGUGCCAGCAGCGCCAGGAGUGCCGGACAUCAUUCGCUGCAGUAUUCAGUGCUCUGUCAUGGAAGACUGCGAGGCAGUGACGCAGCAGAACAACGAAUGUGUCUUCAUCUCCAAUCUAGGCAACUCAGCGACUGGAUCGACUAUCGCAGAUUCUGUGGUCUUGGUUGGAAGACAGAUCAAUGAUGGCUCUGGAGCUACGAGUACUUCGGUUGUGACUGGAAUUCCUACUCAAGCGAGCACGAGGCAGGCUUCUGCGAUCAACAAUGCUCCGACGACUACGACUACGACGACAGCUGUUUUGCCUCCGCUGCCGACAUUGCUGCCGCCAGCCAAUUCGGCGACAUCACAGGAUUGUGGUCUGCUAGGUCUGAACUGUGGUCCAACUCGCUCGCAAUCUACUGCAGCGCCCGCCUCAGCUUCAACAGGUGCUGGUGGAGCCAUCUCGGCAUAUCCUCCAGGUGCGAGCCCAACCACAUCCGCUUCUGGCCCAGCAGCAGCUAGUAGCUCAACUAGUCGGGAUUGUGGCCUCCUUGGUCUCAAUUGCAUUGGUGGCAACAACCCAGGUGGAGGUAAUAACGCUCCAACUUCGACACCAACCGCAGCGUCGAAUUCCCCACCUGUAGCCGCAAGUAGCUCAACUUCGCGAGACUGUGGCCUUCUGGGUCUCAACUGUAUUGGCGGAAACCAAGGUGGUGGCAAUAAUGCUCCAUCUCCGAGCACAGCAUCGGGCGGUGCACAGACGGUCGCCGUCACACCUCUGCCUGCGUCGAUCACGACUAGCACAACUCGAAGCACGAGUUACUCCCAGCUCACCACAGUCCUUCCAGUGACGACAGUGACAACCACCUCGACAUUCACGUACUGCAACGUUGGGCCGAACAACUUCACAUCUUGUAUCUCGACAGUGGUAGUACGAACUCCAACUCCGACAUCCAGCACACGGAGCUCCACAGCUACCACAUCAACCCGGAGGGAUUGUGGGCUGCUGGGCCUCAACUGCAUAUAG
Molecule: messenger RNA, 3720 nt
Organism: Cercospora beticola
Lineage: Eukaryota; Fungi; Ascomycota; Dothideomycetes; Mycosphaerellales; Mycosphaerellaceae
Source: RefSeq, a predicted model, not a curated record